Molecule: messenger RNA, 4297 nt
Organism: Acanthopagrus latus (yellowfin seabream)
Lineage: Eukaryota; Metazoa; Chordata; Actinopteri; Spariformes; Sparidae
Gene: gpr37b
Product: G protein-coupled receptor 37b
Exons: 2
Coding region: 774-2609 (611 amino acids)
Biological process (GO): adenylate cyclase-inhibiting G protein-coupled receptor signaling pathway; positive regulation of MAPK cascade
Cellular component (GO): signaling receptor complex; plasma membrane
Molecular function (GO): G protein-coupled peptide receptor activity; prosaposin receptor activity
Source: RefSeq, a predicted model, not a curated record
CGGGGCUGCUCGCUGGAUGCUCCGUGAUGGAUGAGGAGUGACAGAUCGGGGUUAGCCGCCAGGGGAGCUCCAUUUUCUUCAAGAACAGCCGAGGAGGUGAGACGCCUGGACGCUGAGGAGGGGAAAGGGACGAGGAGCAGACACAUUUCCAACCCCUCCCUCCCUUCCCUCCCCUCUCUCUCUCUUUCUCUCUGACACUCUCUCUCUCCUCCCGUGCAUCACAACCUAGUGGGCUUUACCCGGACUGCACCGCAUUGCUGCUGCUGCCUCUGCUGCUGCUGCUGCUGCUGCCAGCCGACCCAGCCCACUAAACUAACGCGCUGACAGAGAAGGAGAGAGAAUCUAUCUUUUCUUUUUGGAUGCAUCUGCACAGCAGCUGGACACUGGGCGCCGUGUGCGUGGACAUGCAGCCUCUCUCCUCUUCCUCGCUUCUUCCCCUCUGGAUCCGCUGUCCUGCUCGGUAAUGUCCAGACUUUGGGAGCUGGAGUGACUCGUUAUUGGGUUUAUUUUGGGGGGGGGAGGUGGAGAGAGGGGGGAGUUUGCUGCAUAGCGCACGGGAAGAAGCUGGGAUAACCACAAGUUCCAAGUUUUGCAGAGCUCGCACCAUGGAUGUGGCUGCGUACUUGAAACCGCGGGCUCCCCCCCAACAUGGGUGUUGACUGAACGGAGGAGUAAGCCCCGCGCUGCCACGGAGGGGGACCAGGAUGCACUUGUGAGGAUUAAAAAAAAGAAGAAGGAAAAAAAAGAACCUGCGCUCGAUAAAUUCCUGGAUCAUGCAGAUUCUGCCGCCGAGGACGUUGUUUGUGUUACUGGCCCACGCUCAUGUGCUGUUAUCUCUGAGGAGUAAUGGAGAAGUGCGGACUAAAGAGGACCCCGCCAGGACUUUCCAUGGCUCCUCGCUCCAUCCAAAUAAAGCCCGGGACCGUGCGCUCUCGCCGGGGUACGCCACAGGUGCGUCCUCGGCGGAGCGCGCGACCUUCCGGGGGACCCUCAACUCCACUCACCCCUGGAAGAGGGUCGCCGCGGAGGAGACGUGGCGGGUCGGACACGGCAAGCGCGACUUCGGCAGGACUGUGACGCCCGUGGAGGAUCCCAGCGCUGCCUCGCACUGGGGCCCGACGCGCCACCACAACAAGAGGAUAAAGUUGAAUGGCACGGGGACGCCAGCAGGUGGACACUACAAUGCGGCUAAGCCCUCUUCAAUGGGCCGGGGAGACGGAGGAGGGGUGCCCGAGGAGGGCGACAGGCACAAGAGAGGCACAAAAGACGAGCAGAAGAAAGCGUGGAAGAGGGGGAGAAGCCGGCUGAACAAAAGCCCGGCGGCGCCGGCACAGCCUCACGCGUCGCCGCCAUGGGAACCCAUCCCCAAGCCGGCGGCCCUCACCUCCACCGACAUGCCCUUUGACCUCUUCACCAGGAGGCCCGAGUUCUUCACCUUCCGGGAGGACAACCCCUGGGACGCCACUCCGAUCACGCCGCCCAGCUCGCAGGAUUUCGGGGACGAGAUCAAGAACCCGUUCUACCCGGUGACGAGCGAGACCUACGGCGCGUACGCGAUCACGUGCGUCUCCGGGGUCAUCUUCCUGGUGGGCAUCGCGGGCAACAUCGCCAUCCUGUGCAUCGUGUGCCAGAACUACUACAUGAAGAGCAUCUCCAACUCGCUGCUGGCCAACCUGGCCGUGUGGGAUUUCGUGCUCAUCUUCUUCUGCCUGCCCAUGGUGGUGUUCCACGAGCUGACCAAGUCGUGGCUGCUGGGGGAGUUCACCUGCAAAGUGGUGCCCUACGUGGAGGUGGCCUCCCUCGGCGUGACCACCUUCACCCUGUGCGCUCUGUGCAUCGACCGUUUCCGUGCGGCCACCAACGUCCAGAUGUACUACGAGAUGAUUGAGAACUGCACCUCCACCACCGCUAAGCUGGCUGUCAUCUGGAUCGGUGCUCUCCUGCUGGCCCUGCCGGAGCUCCUCAUCAGACAGCUGGUGACGGAAGACACGGGAAUCCCAGACGAGCCCCCUGUCGAGCGCUGCAUCAUCAGGAUAUCCACCUCGCUCCCCGACAUGCUCUACGUGCUGGGCUUGACCUACGAGGGCGCCCGGCUGUGGUGGUGCUUCGGCUGCUACUUCUGCCUCCCAACCCUCUUCACCAUUGGGUGCUCGUUGGUAACGGCGCGGAAGAUCCGGCGCGCGGAGCAGGCCAGCGUGCGCAGCAACAAGAAGCAGAUCCGGCUGGAGAGCCAGAUGAACUGCACCGUUGUGGCGCUGGCAAUCGUCUACGGCGCCUGCGUGGUGCCCGAGAACAUCUGCAACAUCGUUUCGGCGUACAUGGCGGCGGGCGUUCCCGAGCACACCAUGUCCGUCCUCCAUCUUCUCUCCCAGCUGCUGCUCUUCUGCCGGGCCGCCGUGACGCCGGCGCUGCUGCUCCUCCUGUGUCGCCCCCUGGGGAGGGCCUUCCUGGACUGCUGCUGCUGCUGCUGCUGCUGUAACCACGCGCCCUCUUCGGCCACGGCCAGUGACGAUAACGAACACGAGUGCACCACCGAGCUGGAGCUGUCGCCGUUCAGCACCAUCCGCAGGGAGCUAAGUAACUACACACCUGCAGGGUCCAACUGCUAAACAGACCCAUCAGGGAGGGGGAUUUCAGUAGCCCGCUCAGCCUUUGGCUUGUUUUCUCAGACUCGGCUAGGAGAGAUUUGCCUUACCUGGUCUAGUUACAUUUUCAAUGGGGGCAUGGAUAAAAUUGGACAAUGAAUAAUCACAUUCAGCCAAUGCCCCACAUCCCCCGACCUUCACUUCUUACAACAGUAACGUACAUUUACAGUAACGGUGUAACACUUCUUUUCCAGGAGAUCUAACAAAAAAGCCACAUCGUCUCGUCACUCAUGCCCUGGGGUGCUCUAAAAACAGGGUCAGUACAUAUUUUUAGCAAUCCUGCCUGAAACCUUUAAAACUAACAAACCUCCCUGCUGUAGACCUUGUAUGCCUAAAUAUCUUUGGACAGUUGGUCUCUUAACCUGUCUGAUGUCUGGUUCCUCACAGGAGGUCUGAAUCAGGUUAACUUGUUCCGAAGCAGCGAAAAAAAGAAAAAAAAAAAAAGAAAAAAACUGCUGCGUCCCCCGCGGGCCUUGUGCGGAUCAUGACAGGGACGGGGGAAUAGUACACUGUACAAUGUAGAUAGGGAAAUGAUUGUACAGAAUAUGUCACAAUAGGUUCGGUUUGUGAUGAUAAAUGUAUUUGGCCACUGUAAAAUGAUAUUUAUGUAUGGGACACUCCGUGCUGUAUAAUCAGUGCUGAUCACCUUCUAAACGUGUCACCGGCGAAAUGACGGGGAGUAAUUAAUCACAGAGUGCAACCUUGUAUAAUAACUCCAGCUAAACAUACGGGCUGACACUGCCUAUAGAAAAACAGGACGACAACAGCUGUACAUGUACAGUUCAUUUAAUGCUGCACACACGGGAACAAGGCUCGUCGUAAUUAAAACAACGCAGGGGCGUCUCCGCAUGAGGGGAAUGGAAAAAAAAAGAAGAAACAGAGAGGGAGAGCGCAUUGAAGAAUCCAAAUGUACACAUUUACACUGUAUAUUGAAAAAUAUCCUGUUGACUCAAACGUAGCUGGGCUGGUCUCAGAGACACACAAACACAGAGGACGUGAGUGGAAUUUAAAAAAAGGGUUUCGGAACGGACUAAUUGAAAUCUAAUUGCCGUUGAAUGGAGUGGAAUGCAAUCGAGUUAAACGCCACAGAUUCAAUUGAACAGAGUGAAUAUGAAAAGAGGGGGAAAGCAAUGGAACACAACACCGCGGAGUACAACGGAAAGGGGUGGACUCGGCGUGGACUGGACUGAAAACGAAUAUCUGCACUACACUGUUGUAUCAUGUUACGCCUUACACUUCGGGCUGUAUAUAUAUAUACUGUACACUUUCUUCGGUGCUCUUAUGAUGAAUGCGCUGUAAACAACAAAUCCAUCGGUUUGACUUGGAAGCGCAAGUAAUUGAGCUGCGCACUUUGGUUUUGGUCAAGAAGACAGAUCACAGUUAUCUGCGACUCUGGAAGACUUGAAAAAUAAUACGUUUGGAGAAUAAAGAAAAUCAAUGCGGGGAUUCUCCGAGCUGCCGCUGACAGAGUUUACACAGGUCACCUGAAGCUCUGAGCGUAAAUACUGCCUUUUGUUGAGAGUGACUGCUCGACUGCAAGCUCAAGUGUGGUAGCACUUAAUUCUACAGUAAAGUAAUCACUCAGUGUUUUCUAGGUCACUGGUAAAUACUAAUAAAUGACAAAGCUAUAGACUUGUAAUUAACAUUGUAGA